CGCGCUCCUCUCCGGAGCAGCAGGGCUGGAAAAUACCGGGGGAGCGAGAGGGAGAGGGAGAGAGAGGGAGAGGGAGGGAGAGAGGCGAUGUCCCGGCACGUAGCACCGGGAACAGAGCGCCGUGGAUGUCAUUUUUUUGGGUCACUUUCGGACUGAGCGAACUCCAAAGUGCAGACCGAUGACGAGCGACGGGAGCGCGCGCAGGACGUGUUUCUCCUCAUCGCGUUUACAGCGGAUUAUGUUUUAAAUCAGUUUCAAAUGCAGCGAGGGACUACUUCCUCCUCCUUUACUCUCUGACUUUUGCCACAAACAGAAACUUUUUUUGAGUCGGACCGGAGAUGGAGCCGGAGGAGGGGAAGCUCUCCGUGUGGGUCGGCCGGGAGGAGAAGAUCGUCUCCGGGCUGACCAAGCGGACUACGUGCGCCGACGUGGUCAGAGUCCUGCUGGAGGACCAGAACCUGCAGCAGGGCGCCUCGGCGGCGAUGCUGUCCGGCUCCCCGCAGUCCUACUGCGUGGUGGAGAAAUGGAGGGGCUUCGAGAGGACCUUGCCCAACAAGACCAAAGUCCUCCGGCUGUGGGGCGCCUGGGGGGACGAGCAGGAGAACGUGCGCUUCGUCCUGGUGAAGAACGAGGCGUCGCUGCCCAACAACGGGCCCCGCAGCGCAGAGGCCCGGGUGGUCCAGAGCCGGGAGAGCGGCGGCCCGGGAGUCGGCGGCGGGCUGAAGGGCACCGCCCGGACCUGCUGGACUGCAGCGGCCGCCAACUUGUCCCAGGAGAAACAGAGGCGCGUAGUUCGGAAGGCGUUCAGGAAGUUGGAUAAGAUGAACAACAAGAAGAAGGAGCAGUCUGUUUCUAAAGACCAGGACUCCGCGGAGAAGAUGGAGACGCUGGUUCACCUGGUGAUCUCCCAGGACCACACCAUCCGCCAGCAGGUCCAGAGGAUCAAGGAUCUGGACCGGGAGAUCGAGCAGUACGAGGCCAAAGUACACUUCGACCGCAUCAAGAGACACGGCGUCAACUAUGUGCAGGACACAUACAUGGUGGAGUCCUCCCCCUCCUCCUCCUCCUCCUCCUCCUCCUCGGAGGCUCCAUCGGACUGUUCGCGGCAGGACGCGCGCAGCACGGCGGAGGCGGUCGCGCAGUUCGAGGAUUACGCGCGCCGCUGCGAGGAGGUGGUGCGGCUGCAGGAGGAGCUGACGGAGCGCGAGGCGCUCGUGGAGUGCAUCACCGGGGAGAUCCAGGAGGAGCUCAACCGGCGGUGGAUGAAGCGGCGGCGCAGCGAGAGGGCAGCGGACGCGGCGCAGGACGGCGGCGUCGCGGAGGAGAUGCGCACGAAGGCACGCGCAGCCGCCGCUCCAGCUGCGCAGCCGGACUCGGACAGCUUGUCCGAGGACGAGGUGGCUCUGGAGGAGGAGAGGAUCAAAACGCAGCUGGACACCAGCCUGUACAUCGGCCUGCGGCUGAAGACGGACAUGGACGCCAUCAGGGGGGACCUGGACCUGACCACGGCCCUCUGGGAGACCAGGGAGAGCGAACUUCUGGACCUUCUGGCCAAAUUCGAGACUAUGGAGAUAGAGCAGGUGGGCAGCACGCCGACUGGCGGUGGCGAGAUGGAGACGGCGGCCACCAAGGCGGAGCCGGAGGAGAAGAGCGGUGUCUGGGUGGAGCAGGCCAGGGGUCUGUCCAAGGCCUGCAACACAAACGACGAGGACUCGGACACGGGUCUGAGCUCCAUGCACAGCCAGGACUCCGACAACCCGCCCGUGUGCGAGUCGCUGGUGUAGACUCACUUUUUGUUGUCUUUUGUGAGCACGUUGUACUUUUUAUGCAAUGGGGACAUUUCUCCCUGCCCAAAAUGCACCUCAGCACGGAUACUGUCAUUCUAUAGCAAUAAUUCCUAUAUGUAGCUGCACAAUACGCUGGGAGGUGCAGCAUGCUGCCAGAGGGUUUCUAGGCCGAGUUGCUCCAUCGCUGACCUUUUGACCUCAGCGAGGAGAGUCAACAACAGCACCACUCGUUAGAAGACAGCUCCAGAGGGGAGGUGAGCUCGGUCAUGGCUUUUCAAAGAGUUAGUGACAGCUGUCAGGAUAGGCCCCCACCUCGGUGCCAUACAGGUAAGAGCCCUGUGCUCUGUGAACAUGUCUUUAAAGCACAACAACAACAACAAUAAAAGUCCUAUUUAUUUCAUUUGGUCGUAGUUCUGUUGUUCUUUUAAAGCACUGGUCCUCCACCAUUUGGGGGGGGGGGGGCUCCAGGCCCUUUAAAACAGUAAUAAAACAAACAUGAAAAGUUGCAUAUUUCUCUAAACUGUGAGAAUUUCAAGCAAGCAGUUGUUUAAAUUUCAUAAUGAAAAGGCCCCCAAAUUUUUUUUUUAUGAGGCAUAAUAAUAAUAAUAAUAAUAUAUUUAGUUGUCUUCUCCUAACUUUUUAAUCAUCUUAUUAUUCCCUCAGAUGUAUAUUCUGACGACCUCACGGGGUAGAAAUAAAGUAAAUUCGGUGCUUCAAAGGGCACUCCAGCAAUUCAGUGUUAAACUCCCAUAAAUGUGAGGGAGUCACGAGAGACGUAAUGGUCGAAAUUCAAGCUGCGCGAAUUGUUUUUGUUCCUAUAAAAGGGGCAAAGCACCAGAUUCUUCAUUUCCCAUGAUGCAACUGCAGAGUAGCGAGAGUUCUCGGACGCACUGUGGCUUUUGUCGGCACGUUAUCUCACAUGUUACUGUUGAAAUAAAGAGCAAAAAAACCUA
Pseudoliparis swirei is the source of this 2740-nucleotide messenger RNA. RefSeq names its product Ras association domain family member 10a (gene rassf10a). The transcript has a single exon. The record is from RefSeq and is a predicted model, not a curated record. Lineage: Eukaryota; Metazoa; Chordata; Actinopteri; Perciformes; Liparidae. Gene Ontology annotation, biological process: signal transduction. Bases 339 to 1784 code for a protein of 481 amino acids.